UGUACGCAAUGACGUGUAAUGUGAAAGGGUGUGGGAACUAUCUGGCAAAGACCAGAAAGAUCGAAGGAAAUAAAAUAAAAUAUUUUUCCUUCCCAAAGGAUCCAGCACUGUGUAAUAAGUGGCGUCAAGCAUGCGGAAAAGAAAAUAUUUCACCAAAAUAUGCUAGGAUAUGUUCGAAGCAUUUUGCUGAUGAAGCUUUUACGAAGCCCUUACAAGAACAUCUACUAGGUUAUUCACCUACACGAACUAGGAAGAUACAUCCUGAUGCUAUCCCGACGUUGCAUCUCCAUGCAGUACCUCCACUAACAUCAAACGAAAAUGUGUUAGCUGAAACAAUGCCUUUGCCUGUAUCAAAUGAAACCUGUAUAUUAAAUAUUUGCAUUUAUUGUUAUUUGAUCUUUUAUCUGCAUCUUUCCUCUGCAUAUAUAGUUCUUUAUGUCGUACGCCACAAUAUAUUUUUGUUUUGCGUCUCAGCUAACAAUUCUUUUCCAAUCGUUUUCCGACCAGUUUUGAUUAAAACUAAUAAUUCGCAGAAUUUUAAUAAUAAAUGACUGGAAAUUAAAAUCUCGUUUUAUGUGAAAUUUUUC
Molecule: messenger RNA, 587 nt
Organism: Temnothorax curvispinosus
Lineage: Eukaryota; Metazoa; Arthropoda; Insecta; Hymenoptera; Formicidae
Exons: 2
Coding region: 9-551 (180 amino acids)
Molecular function (GO): sequence-specific DNA binding
Source: RefSeq, a predicted model, not a curated record